UCCCUGGACGACCUGACAGCGCCACCGCCGCGGCACCACCGCAGCAUCCCCAACGGCCUACACGAUCCCUCGGCCACCUACACCGGACAGCUGGAGGGCAAGGCGAAGCUGCUGGAGGGUGACCCCAAACUCGUGGCACAGAGUCAAAGCCGCCCUUCACAUCAACACCCCCUGGCCAGGACAGAGCACCCAGUCAGCAAGCAGGCGGGCCCUGGAGAGUUCCGGACGCUGAGGAAAGGCUUCUCCCUGUACCACUCAGAGUCCCAGCUCACAGCCCUGCCGCCCGCCUACCAGGACACCCUGGAGAAUGGCCCAGCCUGCCCCGAGCUGCCCUCCCCGCCCCCGGGCAGCUACAGCUCCGCUGGACAGAAGCCAGAGGCUGUCAUGCAGGCCAUGAAGGUGCUGGAGGUGCACGAGAACCUGGGCCGACAGCCCCAGGACAGCUGUGAGGAGGACCUGAGCGAGAAGGAGAAGGCCAUCGUCCGCGAGAUGUGCAACGUGGUCUGGAGAAAACUGGGGGAUGCAGCCAGCUCCAAGCCCUCCAUCCGGCAGCACCUGUCUGGAAACCAGUUCAAGGGCCCUUUGUAGGUGGCUCCUCAAAAGUGCGCAGGCCCUGGAAUUGUACAUAGGACGCUUGCCCGCCCCACACACCGUGGAUGCCCAGGCCUGCUGCAGCCCAGCUGCCCGGACACGUGUGGGCAGCUCAACUAGCCCCUUGGUAGCAACCCCACCCCGUGGGGCAGUGGCUGCCCACCUGUGGCAGCCCUGGGGUUUGGUGGUCAAAGAAAUGUCCAACCUUCUUCCACUCCUUAGCACCCCCCCAGCCCUCACCCCAAACUUCUCUCAGCCAGCCCUCACCCUACCUGCCCCUGCUUGGUCAUGGCCCAGCCUGAGGCUAUCUGCCCCUAUUUCCCUGCAGCCGUUCAUUCAAGGGGAUGGACACAGAAGCCCUCCCCCUCCCCCCAGGGCAGGUGCUUUAGCCAGCCUGGUGUCCGCUCUCCAGCACUUGUUCCUGACCCCAGUGGGCAAGCAAGAGGGGGCCCUGCCCGCAGGAGGAGGAGCUGUGUGACCCUCAGCAGGUGGUUUCUCCCCGGUCUCCCUGGUAGCCUGGUCUCAGCCGUGGCCUGGGGGCCUUUCAGCUGUGCAUGCCUGAGUCCUUACUGGGGGGUAGGGGUGGGGGUGCAAGGCCAGCUUGUUCCUUUGCACCUCCAGCAGCGGGUGCCACCCUUCCCCCUCUGCCUCCGUGUCCUUAGCACCCAGGGGCGCUGGAGCCUCUUCUGGCAGGAUCCAGCCCAGGGGGAUGAGGUGUCCAUGACUGCACAAACUGUGAAGGGCUGGGUGUCCUGUCUGAUCACUGGAGGCCAAGGAAGAUGGGGCUCAAAGGGGCACAGGGCCCUGUGGAAACCAAACCCUGAAGGGCAGGCCGUCCCUUCUGCCCCAUUGGGAUCCACUCCCGGUCACUUCCGCCUCUGUGGUCUCUGUUCUUCCCCCACCCUGUCUUGGGAGGGGACCCUCAGCCCGUGUCCAGGCAGGUGCUAAAUGGGUCCCUGCUAGGGCACCCAGGGGCCUGGGGGCACCAGGAAGCUCUGGUCAUAUUGUAGAAGACUCCUGCCCACACGGGCUGCUGGGGGAAGUGAGAAGAACCAGGGUGGCCUCUGAGGGGUGGGGAGUCCACCCACCUGGGUCCUGUUUGGCUCGGCUGCCACCAACAGUAAGCAAUAAGUUAGGGUUCCUGGUACUGGCCAAUACCCAAGGUCCACCCACCCCAUUGACACACCACACCCAUGGGGCAGCACCAAGAAAGGAGUGUUUUUGAGACCCUCCUGCUUCGCCGUACAGCGAGGGAGGAGGGGGCAGGCCUGCCUGUCCCCUGCUGCCGCCACCCAAGUUAGGACAGACAGAUGGGUCUGUCUGACUUACAAAGCUGCUCCAGAGCCAGCAGUGAGUCUGCCCGCCCCAGGUGCACAGGGCCUGCUGCUGAGGUAUGGGGGUGGUGGUGGGAGGUGGCUGCGGGCCAGUGUCUGGUGACAGCAGGUGGGCUGUUGCUGACCUUGGUGUCCCGCAGUAAGGGCCUGUCCCUUCACAUUCUCGUCUUGCACCCUCAAGCUGCCCUGAGACGACAGCCCCCUCCUGCAGCCGUGACCCCGCUCCCAAUGGGAACCCACCGAGCAGUCAGACCGGUUUUAGCCACACACCAGUGUUCAGAGAAAAAGUGACCUUUCCUGUUCCUUGAAACAAAUACUACUGAUUUUGUGUUUUGUAAGAGACUAGGCGCAGGGCUGUCUAUUUUCGUAUCUCGGGGGUUUGGGCCACUCUUUGGAAGUGGCCGAGUCUGGCUACCCGCCUGCCGGCUCCAGUGUUUGCGCCCACCUUCUACUGAACCACUUUGAUUGGGAAAGAAAUAGCCCUUUUUGAUAGUGUGGUACAGACACUGAUUUGAACUAUUUUAGUAAAAGGAGUAACUACGGUUGUGAUAGUGUCUAUUUGAGCUAGAUAAAUAAAGGCCUCUUUGCAAGCCUC
Messenger RNA from Echinops telfairi (small Madagascar hedgehog), 2520 nucleotides. RefSeq names its product coiled-coil domain containing 85C (gene CCDC85C). The record is from RefSeq and is a predicted model, not a curated record. Lineage: Eukaryota; Metazoa; Chordata; Mammalia; Afrosoricida; Tenrecidae. Gene Ontology annotation, cellular component: apical junction complex. The annotation marks the transcript as partial. The transcript is spliced from 7 exons.